This is a messenger RNA of Sitophilus oryzae (rice weevil), 1968 nucleotides long. Its product is annotated as mitogen-activated protein kinase kinase kinase 7-like. The record is from RefSeq and is a predicted model, not a curated record. The transcript is spliced from 8 exons. Gene Ontology annotation, biological process: JNK cascade; positive regulation of canonical NF-kappaB signal transduction; protein phosphorylation. The coding region runs from base 95 to 1555 and encodes 486 amino acids. NCBI's taxonomy places the organism in Eukaryota, Metazoa, Arthropoda, Insecta, Coleoptera, Curculionidae. Gene Ontology annotation, molecular function: magnesium ion binding; ATP binding; MAP kinase kinase kinase activity.
CUACUCUGGACUGGACUUGACUUUUUUUCUGGAAUUUCUUGGUUAUGUGUUUGUGACAUAUUUUUAUUUUUAUAUGUAGUUUUAAAUGUAAUCAAUGGAGACUGUUGACAUAAUAGAAAACGAAAAUAUUUGUAUUACCAGAGAAAUUGAACCUAACGAAAUACAAAGACUUGAGGUUGUAGGCGAAGGAAGUUUUGGUGUUGUAUACAAGGGACUAUGGCAAAAUAAAUUGGUGGCUGUCAAAAAUAUAACUAGAGAUGCCGAGAAAAAAGCGUUUCUGGUGGAAGUUAGACAACUUUCACGAGUUGACCAUAAAAAUAUAGUAAAAUUGCAUGGAGCGUGUACGAAAGGACUGAAUUUUUUCCUUGUAAUGGAAUAUGCCGAGGGUGGUUCAUUAUUUAAUGUAUUACACAAAUCAACUUUAGGAUAUUCCUUAGCCCAUGCCAUGUCAUGGAUAUGCCAGUGUGCUAAAGGAGUAGAAUACCUGCAUGAUAUGAAACCAAAACCAUUAAUCCACAGGGAUUUAAAACCUCCAAAUUUGUUGUUAAUAAAUGGCGGAGUUAAUUUGAAAAUUUGUGAUUUUGGUACUGCUGCCGAUAAGAAUACUUAUAUGACAAAUAAUAAAGGAUCGGCGGCUUGGAUGGCCCCAGAGGUCUUUACAUCCUCCCGUUAUACGGAAAGCUGUGAUGUAUUUAGUUGGGGCAUAAUUUUGUGGGAAGUAUUAUCAAGAAAGAAACCAUUUUACAAUCAUGCUAGCUCAGCUUUUAGUAUUAUGUGGGCGGUGCAUAAAGGUAAGAGGCCACCAUUAAUUAGAAACUGUCCACCGUCGAUAGAAAAACUGAUGACAAGUAGCUGGGACCAUGAUCCUGAAAAACGGCCAAGUAUGAAAGAGGUAUCUUUGAAGAUGGAUCAGAUUUGUUCACUUUUGCCGGGAGGAAAUGAACCGAUAGAAGGCACGUAUGACGAGUAUGUAGAUAGUGUAGAUUAUGAAGACGAAAUUGAAGAAGUUUUUACCAAUAGUAAUAUGACUACUUUAACAAGUGCUAAUAAUGUGAGAACUCUACCUCAACCAACUCCAAAUAUCGCCACUCCACUUACAGUGGAAGUAGAUCCAAUCUGCUGGGCUACGGAAAUUAACAAUCCAGAUUUUCUUAUUAAAACCGGCCCUGGUUUAGACACAUGUAUUCCCAAACCCAAUUCAGAAAAUACAGUCCUUUUGGAUUCAUUAGAUUCCCCAUUAAGACCAGCUACACCAGACUUAACUAAUCCCCUUUCCGUAGAAAAGUACGAAGAGCAUAAAGGACUUGCUGAAGAGUAUUGGAAGAUGCAAACAGAGCUAGUGUUGCUUCAGCAAAAGAAGCAGGAGCUUCUACAUUUGCAAGUAGAAGACGAACAAAGACGAAGAAAAUUGGUUGAGUUACAAAACGAAAAGGAAUCUCUACAAUUGAUCAGAGAUUUAUUUAGACAGCAGAACGAAAAUGGUGAUAUGCCAAGUCAAGCACGAGACUCUGGAGAUGGAUGGGUUAUAGUGCCUAAUGCAGAGAGACAAUCAUAACUUUAAAUGCUAUUUGGAAUAAGAAUUUUUUUGGAGUAUUCGGAUUUUUUCAAGUUUGAUUGUAUAAACUCGCGUUGUUAUUAUAAUUAAGAAGUUUUCUCUUACUUUUAAUUUAAUAAGUAUUAAUGUGAUACGGAUUGCUCUUAGUUAUAGGUUUUUUUAUUUUGACUUUUUUUAUGAAAAUUUUAAAUUGGGUAGUAUAGUUUUCAAAAUAUUGUUUAUGACUGUUGCAUUGACGAUUAAACGUUAAAGUUAAGAUUUAAUUUAAGCAGUUUGAUAAGGACAAUUCAGUAGAAUUAUCUAUAAUUAAUUGUAUAUACUUCUAUUUUCACUCAAUAUUUAAAUAUAUGAAAAUAUGAUUAAGUUAAAAUUAUAUUUGCAGGAAGUAGAUCAAUAAUAGAUAAAUUAAUUUU